CUUUUUUUGCCGCACCAGUUUCAGGGCGUAGGCGCCCAUUCUUGGACGCGCAUUAUAAAGAGCCGCACGCGUGCAAAAAGCGACGCGGGAGCCAGCGCGCCCCCGUCCCCGACGCGCUAAAGAACGCUCCCGGGUCCCUGCUCAAAAAAAAAAACGCGCUCUGUUCACAAGCCCGCGGUUCCGCGCGCGGCGUUCACAAGCGCCGCGUCGUGCUCAAAGACUACGCCGACAGCGCCGCGCGCCACAAAAGAGGCCGCGCCCCAUAGAUGCGCCGCGGCGCCGCGCUCACCGAGAACAGCCCCCCCCGCCGCGCAAGUUCUGCAAAGAUGGUGCGCCGCGGCACGCCCGGGAACCCCGCCGACGCCGGCGCGCUGGUCGUCGAGGAGUUCGCCUACAGCCACGCGCAGCGCGCGUACCAGGCCGAGGUCGGCAAUCGGGCGCCCGAACUGAUCCCAAGAAAACCGAAACCCGGCGAGCCCGCGCCGACGCCCGGCGAGCGCGGCGAGGUCUUUUAUAAAGAUGCCACGCCCAAGGCCGACCACUUCAUGCAGUUCCGCGUGCGGCUGCCCCGAGCGUUGCGGGCCACAGUGUCAAGCGACGUCGUCCUGGACCUGACGCUGUGCUUCGCGCCGAACCACGACACGGACGAGUACGUCGUCGUCGCGGACCAGUCGCAUUUGAGGAAAUGCGAUGCUCCCAGGGGCGAGCCGCGAGGAGCGAGGGAGAACCUGCUCGGCGCGAUUUUGAGAUUUCGCGUCGAGCUCGGGUCCUACCGCCAGGGCGACAAGCGCUUCGUCAUCAAGGCGUCGCUCUCAGACGAGGAGGCCCGGAAGCACGGCCUGCCCGCGCUUCAAUCGGCCUACACGACUCCUGUGUACGUGGCGUCCAAAGUAAAACGGUCGCGCAUGGCCGCGCACCGCCAGCAGCAGCAGCAGCACGACGACGACGACGCGUCCGUGAGUCCCAUGCCGCCCGCGCGGCGCCAGCGCGUGGGCCACCCGGCGGCGCCGCGCAUGCCGUCGCUGACGGCCGUGGACCUGUCGCAGCUCCAGGCGCGGCUCGACGGCCUCGAGGAGCUGCUCGUCGAGCGCGUGCUGCCCAUCCUGGAUCGGCUCGACGACCGCCUCGCGGCAACGGCGCCGAACAAUGACGAGGAGCUGCCGGCGUCGCAGGACUCCCUCGCGGAGCUCGUCCGCGCGCCGACGUGGUCCGACGCCGUCGCGGCCAUGGGCCGGGGCAUGGGCGAGGCCAAGGACGCGUUGCUGUCCUUCUCGCUGUCGCAGGACUCCCAGGACGGGCCGCCGCCGCCGCCGCCGGCGCAGGAGUAAGUGGUGGCGUUUCGUGUUCAA
Messenger RNA from Pelagomonas calceolata, 1349 nucleotides. Lineage: Eukaryota; Pelagophyceae; Pelagomonadales; Pelagomonadaceae. The record is from the annotation of a GenBank genome assembly.